AAAGCUGUUCUUGAAACUAAAGUCAUGGUAUCGUGUGACACAUAUCAUUUUCACCUUUAAAAAAAAAAGAUUGAUUUUUUUUUUCUUUUCUUUUACUUUUAAAAAAGUGAAGCAUAUUUACUAGAGUGUGUACAGUACAAAACCAGAAGCUUCAUCUCACUAUACUAUGGUUACAUAUCUAAAGAGCAGAGAAUAUUGAUUCUCUUCAUCAAAAUAGCUUUAGUAUUAUUACUUAUAGCUAAAACAGCCAAAACUAGAGUUACCCAUUUGGGAAAAACACGAUCUUUUUUCUUUUUUCUUUCUCCAUAGACAAGCAAUGGGAGGUUCCAUAACCAGGCCUCGAAACCCAUCAUUUUCCUUCAUUUUCUUGCUGUUUCUCACUCUUUCAUGGACUUUCCAGACGACCCUUUUAGUUAUUGGAGCCCCACAAUCCAAACAACCCAUCAAAACCGUUGUAGUUUUGGUUAUGGAGAAUAGGUCUUUCGAUCACAUGCUUGGGUGGAUGAAGAAAGCCAUUAACCCAGUUAUCAAUGGAGUUAAUGGAGAUGAAUGCAACCCUGUUUCUACCAAGAACCCGAAACCCGAAACGAUUUGUUUCACUGAUGAUGCUGAGUUUGUGGAUCCGGAUCCGGGUCACUCUUUUGAAGCUGUGGAGCAACAGGUAUUUGGGUCUAGCUCAUUUCCUUCAAUGUCUGGUUUUGUAGAACAAGCUCUUUCAAUGUCUCCAAAUCUUUCUGAAACUGUCAUGAAAGGGUUUAGACCCGGAUCCGUACCCGUUUAUGCCUCUUUGGUUAGUGAAUUUGCAGUGUUUGAUAGAUGGUUUUCUUCAAUUCCUGGUCCAACACAACCCAAUAGGCUUUUUGUGUACUCUGCUACUUCUCAUGGCUCAACGAGUCAUGUUAAGAAGCAAUUAGCACAAGGGUAUCCACAAAAGACCAUAUUUGAUUCAGUUCAUGACAAUGGUUUGGACUUUGGGAUUUACUUUCAGAACAUUCCCACUACUCUUUUCUAUAGGAAUAUGAGAAAAUUGAAGUACAUAUUUAAGUUUCAUCAGUUUGAUUUGAAGUUCAAGAAGGAUGCUAGGAAUGGUAAGCUCCCAAGUUUAACUGUGAUUGAACCAAGGUACUUUGAUCUAAAGGGAAUUCCUGCUAAUGAUGAUCACCCUUCUCAUGAUGUUGCUAAUGGUCAAAAGUUAGUAAAAGAAGUCUAUGAGGCACUUAGAGCAAGUCCACAGUGGAAUCAGACCCUUUUGGUGAUUACUUAUGAUGAACAUGGUGGAUUCUUUGAUCAUGUCAAAACACCUUAUGUUAAUGUUCCUAACCCAGAUGGGAACACAGGCCCAGCUCCUUAUUUCUUCAAAUUUGAUAGGCUUGGUGUUCGUGUCCCAACAAUUAUGGUCUCUCCUUGGAUCAAGAAAGGGAUUGUGGUAAGUGGCCCUAAAGGACCAACACCAAACUCUGAGUUCGAGCAUUCUUCAAUCCCUGCUACCAUCAAGAAAAUAUUCAACCUCUCCUCAAACUUUUUGACUCACAGAGAUGCAUGGGCUGGAACUUUUGAACAUGUUUUUGGAGAACUAACAUCUCCUAGGACUGACUGCCCUGUGACCUUGCCAGAAGUGACACCUUUGAGAACCACAGAAGCUAAAGAAAACAGUGGACUAUCUGAGUUUCAGAGUGAGGUAGUACAGUUGGCUGCUGUUCUUAAUGGAGAUCAUUUCUUGAGUAGUUUCCCAGAUGAAAUGGGGAAGAAGAUGAGUGUCAAAGAAGCUCAUGAGUAUGUUAAAGGGGCUGUUUCAAGGUUCAUAAGAGCUAGUAAAGAGGCCAUCAAGUUAGGGGCAGAUGAGUCAGCAAUUGUAGAUAUGAGAUCAUCUCUCACAACCAGAUCCUCCAUUCACAACUAGCUGGACUUGUUGGAUUUCCUACUUAGAUCUUCUAAGUUCAUAAUUUACAUGUAUACUGAUCGUGUUCCUCAUUAGAUUAGGUAUUUGUGUAUUGUUAUUGAAUUGGUACUGGUUUUGUAAUAAUAGUGAAAAAAGCAAAGUAAGCAACUGCUUAGCUUAAAAAAAUGAAAAAAGAAAAAAGCAAAGUAAGCAGUUGAUUUGAGCCUUUAUACUGUUUGUAUUGUGUUUGAAAUAACUUGUUUUGCUUUGUGUUAUUCAACUUAUGAGUCAACAAAAACAGCUUUGUAGAGAAGCUUUUGUCAAAA
Messenger RNA from Cannabis sativa, 2205 nucleotides. RefSeq names its product non-specific phospholipase C6. The coding region runs from base 317 to 1900 and encodes 527 amino acids. NCBI's taxonomy places the organism in Eukaryota, Viridiplantae, Streptophyta, Magnoliopsida, Rosales, Cannabaceae. The transcript is spliced from 3 exons. The record is from RefSeq and is a predicted model, not a curated record. Gene Ontology annotation, molecular function: hydrolase activity, acting on ester bonds. Gene Ontology annotation, biological process: phospholipid catabolic process.